AUGGACUACUCUACCAUCACCAACGAUCCGGAUCAUCCCAAUGAAGGGUCACCCUGGGGCUCGCCGCGCGCUGAGCGAGGGACAUUCCCCACCUCCAACAAUGACAUCCCGUCCUCUCCUUUGGUCGGGCAGGAGCAGGUCGCGGAUCAAACGGACCGAGCUCUCAGCGCCGAACCGCAAUCUCCAGACCUCUCUGCGCAGCUACAGAGCGCACAAUUGGGAGAUCCGGACUAUCCCCAGGAACAAUCCCCAUUCGCUACCCAGCAGUCUUUGAAUGCUCAACAGCAAUUGCCCGGUCCUGCACACCAUCAGACCGAACAAAGACAAGCCUCACGACCCCCUGCGCCGACUUAUAAAAUCCAGGGUAAAAUCACCGGAUUGGAAAGGACGGGUAAAAAGGACCCGAUCUUGCGCUUCGAGGUUCACACCAAUAUCCCCAAAUUCCGCACGACCCAGUACCGCGAUGUGCGCCGCACCCACUCCGAAUUCGUCAAGCUAGCAGACCACCUUGUGUCUGCCAAUCCAGAAUGUCUGGUCCCCGCCGUGCCCUCGCCAGUGACACCAGCAGGAGCUGGCACAGAGGAAGAUGAAAUUCGCAUCAAAUCCGCAAUGCAGAAAUGGCUCAAUGUUGUGCUCAACAAUGAGGUGCUGAUUCAAGAUGAUGAGGUCGUACUCUUUGUUGAGAGCGACUUUGGCUAUAGCCCAGUUCUACGGAUGAAGCAGCCUGCAACAGGAGUGCGUCGGAAGAUGUUGAAACAGUUCGCGCCGCCACCAGACGAUACGCCUGAACUGCAGGCUGCUCGUCCAACUGCAAAGAUGUUCUACUUGGGAUCAAUGGAUUCGAGCCACAAGGUUGAUAAGGUGGUCAAAGCGCGUCGUGGACUCGGUUUGGCGGAAUCCGAUUUCGGUGUGAAGCUUGGUCAACUGCACGUGCAAGAAACGCAUCCCGGCUUGGGUGUGGCCUACCGCAAGCUCGGCAAAAUCAUUCAGACUGUCGGUGAUUAUCACGCCGUUCAAGCCACAGCGGAGGCCACAACUCUCGGGGAACCACUGAGCUACCACUCAUCCGACGCUUUCAUCGUGAAAGAAACCUUGACCAACCGACACAUCCUCCUUCGUGAUCUACUCCAGGCCCAGCAAACCGCCCGAAGCAAGCGUGCUGCUGCUGACCGGUUGAAGGUCAGCUCGUCAGUGCGCCCAGAUAAGGUAGAUGAAGCCAUUAAUGCCCUCGAGGAGGCCCAGGGCCACGAGGAUCACUUGACGAAGCGAACUCAGCGUGUUACUUCAAAUCUUCUUCAGGAAAAGCGCCGCUGGUUCGACCGUACUACCCAGGACCUUCUGUCUAGUCUGCGGGAAUACACUCUGCGCCAAAUCGAAGCGGAGAGACGGACUCUGGCAACACUCGAAAGUGUUCGCCCUGACAUUCGCGCCAUCGAUGCCUCCGGUGGUCUGAGCCGCCUGGGCCGCGAAUCUCACCCCACAGCUCGCCGGACAAACAUGGCUUCGAGCCAAGGCCCUAAGGGUGACUCGUGGAGUGGUGUUCCUCGCCGCAAUGACAACGCCGGGCGCAGCAUGAGCGGUAGCUUUACUGCUCCUUCACUUGAGGACGACGAUGAUGCGAGUGGUCAGGGUUCCGGUAAAGGUCGCAACCGAGCCCCCAGCCAGGUUGGUUCUAUUGCGGAAGAGGAUGAUGACCGUCUUGAUGCCCGGAACGCAGCUAGCCGCCUGGCCACCAGCACGUUUUAA
This is a messenger RNA of Penicillium olsonii, 1746 nucleotides long. The record is from the annotation of a GenBank genome assembly. NCBI's taxonomy places the organism in Eukaryota, Fungi, Ascomycota, Eurotiomycetes, Eurotiales, Aspergillaceae.